CUUGACUCCCUUAGCUCCCUAAAGCAACCGGCAUUUUACACCUUACCUGAGAAACUUUCUCUCUGCGCCGCUCUCUCCCACUGAAAAAAACCUUCAAUUUGGCUGGUGUAAGAAGAGCACGGGCUUCUUCGCUCCUCCUUUUUACUUCUUGAUGUUUUUAUCUUCUGGGUUUUUUCCUUUUCGUUUGAGACCAUAUCUAUCGCCUUGUGCGAUUAUUCUCUCUUUUUCCCACCUUCACUGCCGGGGUUUACCAAAGACCGGAAUAUGAAGGACAAAUUCAACGAUUGACGGUGGAGGAAAUUGUUCAACAAAAUAGUUCUGUGCUGAAGUAAUGUUCAAAAUCGGUACAUGGAAGUGAACUUCGUCACAAGGAAAGUCCGUUUUCUUGCCUGCGUUCUUUCUUGGGAAGCUUCAAAUUCAAGUACAAAGGCAAGCCAAUCAGAAAGCUAAUCUGGCUGCAAAAUGGGCUGCGGCUCACAAAUCUUAUAGAUACACUCCCGGAAGCUCUUCUUUGUAUUCCUUUCUUACUUCUUGUUUGUUGCUCCUUUUCCUUCUUCCUCUAUUGCAUUUUUCUGUAAUUAAUAACUGCGGUACUGCAAAUUAGAGAGGGAUGGGUAGCAUGAUGACUGAUCACCAGCCAUUGCUCUUAUUUGCUCUGCUUUCAAUCCUGUCUUAUUACAGAGCAUGCUUCUCCAUAGCUGCUGAUACCCUUUCCCCAGGUCACUCUCUCUCUCAUUCAAAGAGAGAGACCAUAGUAUCUAAAGGUGGCACUUUUGAGCUCGGUUUCUUCAAACCAGGCAGUUCAUCAAAAAUAUACCUGGGCCUAUGGUAUGAAAGGUUUCCUGACGAAAUUGUUUGGGUAGCAAAUAGAGAAAACCCUCUGUAUCGCCCAUCUUCCUCAAGACUUUACCUCUCAGAAAAUGGCAAUCUACUCCUUUUUGAAGGUUCCUCCGAGAUCCCAGUUUGGUCAACAAAUUUGACAUUUCCCAAGUCAAAUAUAACAGAAGCAGUACUUGGUGAUGAUGGAAAUUUUGUUUUGAGAGGUAGAUCGAACACCUCUUCUAUAUUUUGGGAGAGUUUCGACCAUCCAACCGAUACAUAUCUGCCUGGUAUGAAGCUUCGGCUCAAUAAGGUUACUGGAAAAUCACAGCAAUUCAUUUCAUGGAAAAAUUCACAAGAUCCAGCACCUGGUCUCUUCUUGGCGGGGUCAAACCUAAAUGGAAGCCCUCAGCUUUUCUUAGAGUGGAACAGAUCCCAAAUUUAUUGGAGAAAGGAAGUUUCAAAUAUUAUUAAGGAAAGAACCAGUAUCUUCAAUUGGAGCAUUGAGUCAACUACAAAUGAAAGUGAGAGAUAUGUUACAUACUCUCUUUAUAAUCCGUCUAACCCUGCAAACUAUCGGAUUGACCAAACAGGACGGAUCAACACACGUGUGUGGGACACUGGCCCUUUAUGGCGUACAUUUUCGAAUACACCAGGGAAUCUAUCUGAUGUCUACGCUAUCUGUGGUGCAUUUGGCGUGGUACAAUACCCUGACAAUUCCUCAUACCCUUGUGGGUGUCUAAAAGGUUUCAAACCAUUUUCGAUGGAAGACACCGGACUAAAUGAUUGGUCAGGCGGCUGUGUGAGGAAAUCUCCUUUGCAAUGUGAGAAUAAUAUGUAUGCUAAUGGCAAAAAAGAUUGGUUCAUGAAAAUAUCAAACAUGCGAUUGCCUGUUUAUUCGAAAGCAUAUUUGGCCGUGAAUGCUAGCAGAUGCGAAUUGGCUUGUAUGGAAAAUUGUUCUUGCGCAGCUUAUGCUUAUAAUAGGAGUGGGUGUAUGAUAUGGGAAGGAGCUCUUUUGAACUUACUGCAACUUCCAUAUGGUGGCGAGAGUGGACAAGAUAUCUAUCUCAAACUUGCUGCUGAUGAGUAUCAAGAUCCAAGUACCAAAGGCAAAAAAUGGAAAGUAUGGGUAGCUGUGCUGCUCCCUACAACAGGGCUUAUCGUAUGCCUCUCAAUUUACUUUUCAUGCAAACACAAAGAUCCCCACAAGCUUCACCAUGUCUUCCGGAAGGAGCUUUGCAGUUAUUUGGUCAUUUCACUCAAAUGGGAAUGA
Corylus avellana is the source of this 2092-nucleotide messenger RNA. The record is from RefSeq and is a predicted model, not a curated record. Lineage: Eukaryota; Viridiplantae; Streptophyta; Magnoliopsida; Fagales; Betulaceae.